Xyrichtys novacula (pearly razorfish) is the source of this 513-nucleotide messenger RNA. Lineage: Eukaryota; Metazoa; Chordata; Actinopteri; Labriformes; Labridae. The record is from the annotation of a GenBank genome assembly.
AUGUGGGAGUUUGUAGAGUUUGGAAUUCUGGGACGUGGGGGUUUUUGCUCCAUAAGAACUCUCGUCCCCUUCUGCUCCAUGAGGAGAUCAGCGACAGUGUCGCAGAGUGACAUUACAAGGCCGAACAUUCAGUUUGUUUUGCCCUCCUCCUUGCACAUUUUCACGCUCUGUCUCUUCUUCUCAGAGGGGAGCGGCAAUCUGCCCUCUCCUCCUCCUCCUCCUCCUCUCCUCCGCUUCCUCUCCUCCUCUUUUCAUCACUGCUGGAGCACACUCUCCAUCUGUCUCUCUGCAUUCAGCAUCAUCUCUCAUUUUCUCUCCUGUAUCCUCUCUCCUGGCACACACAGUAGCACACUUUACCGCAAACCUCUCUCCAUUUUCGCACGUAGCAUCGCCUCUCUUCUCCUCUCCUCGCAUUCUCUGCCUUCCUGCUCUGCCUUUCCCCAUUUUUUGACAAACCACCUCCUUUCUCUUCCUCCUCCUCUCCACCUCUCCGCAUUCAGUCUAUGCAUCUGA